Messenger RNA from Biomphalaria glabrata, 2401 nucleotides. RefSeq names its product cytochrome P450 2U1-like. The record is from RefSeq and is a predicted model, not a curated record. The transcript is spliced from 3 exons. Gene Ontology annotation, biological process: xenobiotic metabolic process. Gene Ontology annotation, cellular component: intracellular membrane-bounded organelle; cytoplasm. Gene Ontology annotation, molecular function: heme binding; iron ion binding; oxidoreductase activity, acting on paired donors, with incorporation or reduction of molecular oxygen, reduced flavin or flavoprotein as one donor, and incorporation of one atom of oxygen. NCBI's taxonomy places the organism in Eukaryota, Metazoa, Mollusca, Gastropoda, Planorbidae. The coding region runs from base 12 to 1475 and encodes 487 amino acids.
UAAGUCUGUGAAUGAAUCUCACGUGUGGAGAAGCUGUAUCGGUCAUUGCUGUCGUGGGGAUUUGUUUGUUCUGGUUGAAACAUCAGACCGUCAGCUUACCUCCCAGUCUGAUGAGGCCAUUACCUUUGCUUGGUCAUUUGUUGCAUGUGAACACAGAUUUUAGAGUGGACAUUCCAAAAUGGCGGAUGAAGUGUGGUGAUAUAUUCAGUGUUAAACUUGGUGCCCAAUUGUUUGUAGUACUGAACGGAUAUGACGUCAUUAAGGAAGCACUGGUGAAGAAAGCAGACGACUUCUCAGAGAGACCAAGAAUGCAUAUGGACGAGAUAAUGAUUGCACAAGGCAAAGGUGUCCAGAUAAACUCUGGUUCAGUAUGGAAAGAAAAACGAGCUGUCAUAAUUACAAUACUAAAAAAGUUUGGCAUGGGUAAAAAACUGUUAGCUUCUAGAGUACAGGAUGAGGUCAAGUAUUAUUUGGACCACCUUUGCGGCUUUGACGGACAUCCAGUGGACAUCAGAAGAAUAACCACUUUAAGCACGGCUAAUAUCAUAUGUCACAUACUUACUGGACAAAGAUACGCGUAUCACGACGAGACAUUAUGUAAGUUGGUUGACGAGAUGGAUCAGUUUACAAAUUCCAACCAACAGGCGGCUGUCACCAUCUUCUUCCCGUUUCUCAAAUAUCUGCGCCGUGACACCGCCUUGCGCAGGAGCGUCUUGGAGAUACAGAGGCGGCUUCAGUCUUUCAUCGAGUCCAGCAAAGGCGAAGAUCCCGAGGACAACUUCAUCGCCAGCUACCAGGCUGAACGAGAGGACAAACUUCGCCGUGGUGAAGCGACAACAAUGAAUGAAUUCAACUUGCUGAAGACGGUCUUUGAUCUGUUUCUUGGUGGCACGGAGACCACCUCGACCACAAUAACGUGGUUUGCACUCUUCAUGCUUAACUACCCGGAUGUUCAGGAGAAGAUUUUUGAGGAAAUAAAUAAAUGCGUUGGGACAGAGAGGCCGCCAACUCUAGAAGACAGGCCAAAAAUCGUGUACUUGAAUGCAGCGAUCAAGGAAACUCUAAGACGCGCUAGCAUACUGCCACAGUCUGUAGCAAGACUUUGUCCUAACGAAGUCGUCCUCAGAGGCUACACAAUUCCGAAAGGAACAAUCAUUGUUCCCAACCUUGACUCUGUUCUCUUUGAUGACACCAUCUGGGGCCCGGAUCCUUGGAGUUUCCGACCUGAAAGGUUUAUUGAUGAGAAAGGGGAGAUAAAAAAUCCCGAAGAGUUGAUUCCCUUUGGUAUCGGGCGUCGGGCUUGCCCUGGCGAGUCACUUGCUCAGACAGAGUUAUUUCUGUAUCUAAGUUCCUUAAUCCAAAGAUAUCAUCUGCUUCCAGUCAUGCCAGGCUUUCCUCCAUCUUUAAACUAUAAGUGCGGUCUUACGAUGACACCUGAAUAUUUCCAGAUAAAACUAAUGGAGCGGAAGAAAUAAAAUAUAAUUAUUUAUUUUAUUUUUACAUUUCUAUUGAAAUCGUUGUAAAGUCACAGUGGACGAGAGUAUUUAUUAAAAGUGCGGAGUACAAUGAUGUAAUAAUGAAGUGAGCAUGUACACAACGAUAUUAGAUCUUGGGCUCGAUACAGCCUUUAGAUCUAUCUGCAUGGUAAACGGUCUCCUCACAUGUCCGUAGUACUGCCACCUCUGAUGUUAAAACUGUACUUCUUGUUAUUUCAGUAACGACUGGAACGAUUGUCACUCACUGUUCAACUUGAGCUUCGCAAUUCAUUCUUUCCAAGGGGCGGACUGGCUAUAUGGGCAUCCGGGCAAAUGCCCGGUGGACCGGUACCCUAAUGGGCUGGUAGGGAAACGAAUUAGUCGCAUGGAUGCCACUAUGGCACGCAUCUAAUUGUUAAAGUUUUUUUAAAAACCUUAUAAAAGGGCCUUCUGAGCGUUGUUUUUUUUUUAAAUCUUUCACAGACUCUACAGUGUAAUACUAUUUUAAUCUAACACAUUUCCCGAAAUAUUGUGAUAGCCUACAUCCGUAGACAGUGCUACUAGUAGGCUUCAUCCUUUUAGGGCCUACACAUUUAGCGACUAAAAAGCAACAUAAUGCCUAUAUUUCUAUAAUGAUUUAUAGCUCACUGUAUGCAUGCGUAUCGAUACAUUAUCAAACUUAACAUAAUGACUUUGAGGACAAGUAGACCUAGACGUCCAUCAUAUGAUAUACAAGUUAUGGGGCAGGAUUGUAUAGAAAUGCCUUGGCCGAUUUCGACACCCAGUCCGCCCCUUUUCUUUCCUUACGAACGACUUUCCAACACACUGUGACUCGACAUUAACUUCUCAACUACUAAACUCCUUAGCGGAAGUACUUCUGAUCCGAAUAGUUACCCUUAUAAUGCAGGACAAAGGGGCGUCUCUCU